CUCUCUCUCUCUCUCUCUCUCCAUCUAAUAUAGCAGUUAAGGCUGAUCACUAAAUGUGCAGAUAGAUGCUUCCCAUGCUCUCUCAAUCUCUCUCACUCAGCAUGAGAGAGUGAUAGCUUUUUUUUUCAACAUAUGAAAGCCCCCUCCCCCAAAGCUAGACCUUUUCAGCUUGACAAAAGGGUACAAAAAGAGAAAAACCAUAUUCUCAGACCCAACUUGCUUCCUCAUCUUAAAUCAAGAAGAAUAACAAGAAGGAGAGAGGGAGAGAGAGAGUUUAAUCAUCCAGAGACUUCUUCCUAGAAAGGUGACCCCUUCUCUUAGCUGUUCAGCCAUAGCCCUCGAAGCCUCCAUACCCAUAACAUUUUGUCUCUUCCUCUCUUUCCCAAUUCAAUAGGUCCCUUUAUAUCUGCAAGUGAGCCAGGGAAACCUUUUGAGGAAAAAAGUACCGAGAGAGAGAGAGAGAGAGAGAGUGCAAUACUAAGCUUGAAGAGAAUGAAGAUCCAAUGUGACGUCUGCGGCAAAGAAGAAGCCACCAUCUUUUGCGCUGCAGACGAAGCCGCACUCUGUGACGACUGUGAUCGCCGAGUCCACCAUGCCAACAAGCUCGCCAGUAAACACAUGCGUUACUCUCUUCUCCAUCCCACUUUCAAAGAGUCCCCUCUCUGUGACAUCUGCCAGGAGAGGCGAGCAUUGCUUUUUUGCCAAGAAGACAGAGCAAUCCUGUGCAGAGAAUGUGAUGUUCCCAUUCACAGAUCCAACGAGCACACCCAAAAGCACAACAGGUUUCUUCUAACCGGGGUCAAGCUCUCUGCUUCUUCAUCCUCCAACCAAGCCUCAUCGUCAUCUAGUGCAUUGAGCACAGACAUGAAGAGCUCUAGAUCCUCGGCAAAGAGACAGAAUUGCCCACCGUCAUCAGUGUCGACAGCCGAGAGAAGUUUGCCGUUGGGAGCUUACCAAGAUGAGAAUCAUACAAGUGACGCCGGCUCGAUCUCGACGAGCAGCAUCUCGGAGUACUUGAUGGAGACGUUGCCAGGGUGGCACGUGGACGAGUUUCUUGAUCCUUCAUCGACUGCUUCGAAUGUUUAUUGUAAGACUUUUGAUCACAUGUUGCCGGUGGUGGAUCCCGACUUUAGGAGCGACACGAGCUCCUCUUCCUCGAAGAUUUUGCAAGCUACUCCCCCUAAGCUCCUCAUCAAUUCCCUCAUCUCUCUCUUCUCCUCUCUCAGGCUUAAGGUCCUUUCUUUUAUGGAAUGGAUCAGCAAGAGAAGGCAAAGAGCGACAGAUUCAUCAAGAAACAGAGUGUUGAUGGUUUUCUUUAUGCAAGCUCUGUUCAGCAUCCUUUCUCUCACAAUUCUCCGGCUUUUUGGCUAUAGAUCCACAACCCUCGUGCAAUUUUUUGAUGUAUUUUCUGCAUUAUUUUAUUUGUUUUUUGUUUCCUUGUAUGAAAUCAAGAUUUAUGGUUCCUCAUGAUCUCCUGCUCAAAGGGUAGGUUGGUUUG
Syzygium oleosum is the source of this 1498-nucleotide messenger RNA. Its product is annotated as B-box zinc finger protein 20-like. Gene Ontology annotation, molecular function: zinc ion binding. Gene Ontology annotation, biological process: photomorphogenesis; regulation of DNA-templated transcription. Gene Ontology annotation, cellular component: nucleus. The record is from RefSeq and is a predicted model, not a curated record. The coding region runs from base 493 to 1470 and encodes 325 amino acids. NCBI's taxonomy places the organism in Eukaryota, Viridiplantae, Streptophyta, Magnoliopsida, Myrtales, Myrtaceae. The transcript is spliced from 3 exons.